Trypanosoma grayi is the source of this 336-nucleotide messenger RNA. RefSeq lists its product as hypothetical. NCBI's taxonomy places the organism in Eukaryota, Euglenozoa, Kinetoplastea, Trypanosomatida, Trypanosomatidae. The coding region runs from base 1 to 336 and encodes 111 amino acids. The record is from RefSeq and is a predicted model, not a curated record. The transcript has a single exon.
AUGAUUGCCAUCCGAGACACGGAGGCGACGCUCUUCACGGUUGGUAGGGAUGUCGCGCUGCCGCGCAGCUGGCCCGUAAAGGAGGACCAGAUCGUGGCCAGCAGCGGCGGCAAUAGUAGUGGUGCGAAACCCCCUGUGGUGCCAGUUAGUUCGUGGAAAGAGAAAGGAAGCAACAUGGCGGGUGAGAAGCUGACGCUAUUGCAGAGCAAUGGACGUGAGAAAUGUGCCGGUAGCUUGAAAGAUGGCCUUAGAGCGCCGGUGCGCGUGAACGUUCCGCUAGCGUCAUCACCUCUCUGCGAGCGAAAGCGGGGGAAGGCAGUUGUCUUCCGGGGAUAG